AUGACUUCGGUUUUGAGGCUUCUCGUUGUGUACUGUAUUGCCUUUACUGGUUUUUCGAAAGCGGAUGCUGAAGACAUCCAAGAAAGCACGAGGAGAACUUCAAUUGAGGAUGAGUUAACUCCUAUCUUUCCUCAAGAAGAAACAUUAAACAGAGAACUUUUGGAGGAGAUCGAUUCCGAUUCCGAAAUACAAGAAGAAAUUUUUACAACACUUACUACGGAGAGUUUGGAGGAUAAACGAACAACAUCCGUAAGCCUCCAGGAAGAGAAGAAUACGGAUCUCCUUACAACGGCUAGUAGUAUAACGACCGAAUCUGCCCGUGACCGUGAAUUAACAACUUCUGAAAUGUUAACAGAACGAAUGGAGGACAUCGACCAAUCCACUGUACAGCAAAUGACCUCUUCAACAUCAAUAAAUGAUGAAUCAGAGGGUACUGUCAGUGCUGCCACAACGCUGAAUGACGAAAACGAAGGCGCUUCGUCAGUCCUCACAAUUGCUCUAGGAGAAUCAAGCACUUCCGCUCAGAUUGAAUUCUUAACUUCUCCGGCAGCAGCUGAACGAAUAGAGGAGGAAAAAAAUAUUGAAGAAAGCACUCCAAGACAAGAGACUUUAGCAACAUCCAGAACGGAAACGUUUGAGGAUAUUGCAACCACGAUGACGAUACCAAAUGUCGAAAACGUCGACAUUUCCACGACCAGAGGUGAAGCAACGGCAUCUGCUCGUAUCGAGUUAUCGACUUCUACAUUAUUGCCCGUAAGAAUAGAAGAACUAGAGGAAUCUACGGUGCAGCGAAUAACCUCUCCAGCACCAACAGAACUAAUUUCUGAGGAUAAGGAAAACGUAAUGACAACCAGGAAAGUCGAAAACGUAGAAAGUUCUUCACUAUUCACGACGAUUGCCAAUGAGAUGACUGGAUCAGUUCGAAGCGAAUUCUCUACUUCUACAAUGUUGCCUGAAGGGAAAGAGGAGGUCGAAGGGUCCCCGGUAAGGCAAACGACCUCCACAACAUUGACAACAAUGGUUUCAGAGGAAAAUAAAACAACAACGAUGCCGCUAACCAGUGAUGUGCCAGAAAACGAUACAGAUACGAGAUCUGAUAAUGAAACAAUCACCUUUUCCCCGGUCGAUCAAACUCCUCCCUCAUCCUCUACGAUCCAACAAAGGUCUUCUACAUUGUCAACAACAACAACAACAACAACAACAACAGCAGCAACAACAACAGCAACAACAACAACCCCAAAGCUCACUACUCCACUACCGGAAUCAACACCUAGCCAAGAAUACAUGUGUACUGAUCAAAUAAACCCAAAAACUGGACGAUCGGAUUGCCAAAAGUUCCGGAGACUGUGCAACAGAAAGAGUAUUGAGCACGUGAUGCGAACCACAUGUCCUGUUACGUGUGGCUAUUGCAAAGUAUGUUUUGAUGACGUGAACGUACGGAACGGACGCAGCUUAUGUACUCGACCGAGCAUUCGAAGAAUGUGCAGAAAUCGAAAUCCGCGGAUUCGUGGGGCGACACGAGUGAAAUGUCCAGUGACAUGUGGUGUUUGUACACCGGGAACAAUUCUCGCAUUACGUUGA
Messenger RNA from Necator americanus (New World hookworm), 1581 nucleotides. RefSeq lists its product as uncharacterized. The coding region runs from base 1 to 1581 and encodes 526 amino acids. The record is from RefSeq and is a predicted model, not a curated record. Lineage: Eukaryota; Metazoa; Nematoda; Chromadorea; Rhabditida; Ancylostomatidae. The transcript is spliced from 11 exons.